GGGAAGGCGGAGGUUAGAAGGGUGGAGGGGUGGAGGGGUGGAUCUGAUAUAUUCGGUCUUCCCUCCCCGAUCCCGCAACAACGUUUCUCCGUAUUUUCACCCAAACGCGGCCGCAUCGUCCGAGCUUCAAACGCAACUUCAGUCCACCACACGCAUCUGGAGCUCUGAUCCCUCCCACCUCAUCUAUCCCCCACGUACCUACCGACCCCACGAACCUCAACAACCCUCGUGUCGCUCUCGUCUCGACAGAUCAACGCGCGCAUUUAUACUCUGCGCGAGAUAUUGUUUCUACACGGAAGAAGGAAAGAAAUAAUAUACCAGUGAAGAUGACGGGACGCGGUGGAGGUGGUGGUGGUGGGCGCAGGGUUUUGUUGCCGCCUAUCAAUAUGAUUUUCAAGCUGUUGCAGACGAACUCCACAGUUUCCAUCUGGCUGUACGAGCAAAUUGCCAUCCGCAUCGAGGGAAAGAUCAGGGGAUUCGAUGAGUUCAUGAACCUCGUUAUCGACGACGCGAUCGAGGUCGGGCAGGUCACAAAGACGAACGAGACGGAGACGAGGAGGCCGCUAGGCAGGAUCUUGUUGAAGGGCGACAACGUGUCGUUGAUCCAGAGCUUGUCAGGUUGAAGGGGUUGAGUCGCUUGGAGAUGUAUACCGCGUCUAUUUGGCUGUGGCGGACGGGAUGGGCAGAUGGGUUUGGCGCCGAGGGGUGAUGAGGCCUUUGAAAAGCUUGUUUGGGAUGGAUGGAUGGAUGCCCAGGGGCGUUAUGACGCAUAUAUGCCGAUGGUGAAUGGUCUAAAAACGAGCUUGGUCGGGUAUCUGAGACGAUGCUUGAGUGUUCGUUCUGCUACAUGUUUUGCAUGUUGUGGUGGAUCUUAUGCUACUCCUGUGAGUAGAGGAUCAAAUUCGAAUAUAUAAAUGCCAGUGAUAAUAGGCUUCGGGGACUUCUGAAUUAUGCGGUGAUUAUUUUGGUGGGUGAACUACUCUACUUUGUAGGUCCAAAUGGGGCUCUCAAAGUACGAACUCCAUUGGAAAUGAGAAUUUACAGUCGUUUCACGGUUUUUACGUAGGGGUAUUACUUUUGCUCCUCGUCUACUAACUUAAACCUCAAAUCUCGUCUCUAGAUUAAUGAGAAACGCAUCCAGCGAGAG
Molecule: messenger RNA, 1147 nt
Organism: Pseudogymnoascus verrucosus
Lineage: Eukaryota; Fungi; Ascomycota; Leotiomycetes; Thelebolales; Thelebolaceae
Gene: SME1
Product: mRNA splicing protein sme1
Exons: 5
Coding region: 327-623 (98 amino acids)
Biological process (GO): mRNA splicing, via spliceosome; spliceosomal snRNP assembly
Cellular component (GO): precatalytic spliceosome; U1 snRNP; U4/U6 x U5 tri-snRNP complex
Molecular function (GO): RNA binding
Source: RefSeq, a predicted model, not a curated record